Molecule: messenger RNA, 333 nt
Organism: Fusarium keratoplasticum
Lineage: Eukaryota; Fungi; Ascomycota; Sordariomycetes; Hypocreales; Nectriaceae
Product: 60S acidic ribosomal protein P2
Exons: 2
Coding region: 1-333 (110 amino acids)
Biological process (GO): translation; cytoplasmic translational elongation
Cellular component (GO): ribosome; cytosolic large ribosomal subunit
Molecular function (GO): structural constituent of ribosome
Source: RefSeq, a predicted model, not a curated record
AUGAAGCACCUCGCAGCUUACCUUCUCCUCACCCUCGGCGGCAACGCCUCUCCCUCUGCCGCCGACAUCAAGGCCGUUCUCGAGUCCGUCGGUAUUGAGGCUGACGACUCCCGCCUCGAGACCCUGAUCUCCGAGCUCAAGGGCAAGGACAUCCAGGAGCUCAUUGCUGAGGGCUCUGAGAAGCUCGCUUCCGUUCCCUCCGGCGGUGCUGGUGGUGCCGGUGCCGGUGGUGCUGCCGCCGGUGGUGCCGCCGCCGAGGAGGCCAAGGAGGAGGAGAAGGAGGAGGAGGCUGAGGAGUCCGACGAGGACAUGGGCUUCGGUCUCUUCGACUAA